AUGCCUGAAUUAGAUUUUGGAAAAAUCGUCGACGAGUUUGUCGAGCACACCAAGAAAGUAGGAAAAAAGGACUGGGAACAGCUCUUUGCGCUUUUCGAACGAGAGGCUGAAGAGAAAAAAUAUCCUCUCGAUACAAGAAAACGUGACUUGUUUGAAUUCAUGGACUAUCUAAUGACUACUGGACUCGAGAAAAUGGCUGCCAUUGUGGAUGUUGCCGAUAUGCAUGUUUUCAAGCAAGAGAACGGGGAGCUGUCCGAAGCUUUCAAAUCACUGUAUCGGGAAUAUGAAAAUGUUUAA
Molecule: messenger RNA, 297 nt
Organism: Oikopleura dioica
Lineage: Eukaryota; Metazoa; Chordata; Appendicularia; Copelata; Oikopleuridae
Source: the annotation of a GenBank genome assembly